GACCCGUUUCUAUCAGACCCGAUCCGAUUCUAUUCGACCAGUUCAGAUCUUUUGGCGAUCUCGCUCGCAGCCCACAGCGGUGAGCUCGAGGAAGACGACGAUGGUGGCGGAUUCGUCGGUAUGGGUGCAAGCUUUGGUCCUCCUCCUCGCCUUGGCUGGCUUCUUCGGUCUCCGAUCCUUCCCUAAGCAUGUCAUGUCCCGUCUCCGCCGUCCCUCUCUCUCCCUCCAGUCCCGCCGCCACUUCUUCAACGGCGCCCAGCUACUCGCCCGCGCUCGCGCCUCUAGCAACAAAAGCAGCGGGAGCCGAUCCACCUCUGCCCUCGCGCGCUCCGCCUGUGACGAGGCCGACCGUGCUAUCGCCCUCGACCCCCGCGACGCCGCUCCUCACAUCCUCAAGGCCCUCGCCCUAGAUCUCCUCGGCCGCCACCACCCUGCCCUACGAUCUCUUGACACUGCCCUUGCGCCUCCGGUUUGCAAGUCUCUGGAACCCCGUGAGCGCGCCGACGCCCACUUGAAGCGUGCCGAGCUCCACCUUUCCCUCAAUCGUCGUCGCCGCCUCGAUCAGGCCAUCGCCGACCUCCUCGAGGCGGUUCGGUUCAACUCCGAGAAUGCCAAAGCCUUUUGCCUCCUGGGCGAGUGCUACGAGGAAAAGGGUUUACCGGAUGAGGCGAGAAGAGCUUACGAGACUGCGAUCGGGAUUGACGAGUCACUGAUCAUUGCCAAUGAGGCACUCCGUAAGAUGUCCUCCGCUAAAGUUGGGUCUUGAUAGAUAUCACUCACUCAGGUUUAAGAUGAGGCUUUGCAGUUCAGUGCAGUGGACUAGCCCAACAAUGAUUUUUGUGGAAGUGAUACGCCUCUGAUAUGAUAGAGUUUGAUACCAUUGUUCCGAUGGUCACUUGCAAUGCUUCAUCAUGUAAUUUAAUGGAUGAUCAGACUAGUAUGCGUGCGUUUUUUUUCUUCUUGUUUUUGUUUUUGUUAAUUUACUCUAGAGAUAAAUAGAAGGAUAUAUAGUUAAUUUACAAUUAAUAUUUCUUUCUCGUGCUGGUUGAUCUGCAUCA
Zingiber officinale is the source of this 1058-nucleotide messenger RNA. RefSeq lists its product as uncharacterized. The coding region runs from base 101 to 766 and encodes 221 amino acids. The record is from RefSeq and is a predicted model, not a curated record. The transcript is spliced from 2 exons. Gene Ontology annotation, molecular function: protein binding. Lineage: Eukaryota; Viridiplantae; Streptophyta; Magnoliopsida; Zingiberales; Zingiberaceae.